AUGGUUGUGGAGGCCGUCUCCGGGAGCCCGCCGCUGGCCGUCGGCGGCGUGGCCGGCGGCAGCAGCAUGGGCAUGGCCGUGCACGGGCACCGGCUCUCGACCGUGGUGCCGAGCUCGGUGACCGGGGAGGAGGUGAACUACGAGCUGGCGGACGCCGACUUGCUCCACAAGCUGCACUACCUCCGCGCGGUGCACGUGUUCCGCGCGCCGGCGUUCGCCAUCGAGGCGCUGAAGGAGCCCAUGUUCCCGUGGCUUGACUUGUACUUCCCCGUCAGCGGCCGGCUCCGGCGGCGUCAUCAAGCGGCCGACGCCGGCGCCGAGGGCGGCAAGGCGGUGGGGCUGGGGCGGCCGUACGUGCGGUGCAACGACUGCGGCGUGCGCAUCGUGGAGGUGGCCUGCGACGCCACCGUGGAGCAGUGGCUGCAGGCGGAGGCGGAGCGCGGCGGCCUCUGCAAGGCGCUGGCCUACGACAAGGUGAUCGGGCCGGAGCUCUUCUUCUCGCCGCUGCUCUACGUGCAGGUGACGAGCUUCAAGUGCGGCGGGAUGGCCCUCGGCUUCACGUGGGCGCACGUCAUCGGCGACAUCCCCUCCGCCGCCGCCUGCUUCAGCACGUGGGCGCAGCUCUUCAGCGGCAAGAAGGCCCCGGCACCGACCCUGCGAGACCCACUCGCCAUGCCGCCGCCGGCGGCCCCACCAGCCAGCGUGGCGGCCCCGCCGCCGUCGGUCAAGGCCACUGCCGCGCCCGUCGGCGAUGACUGGGCGGUCCCCGGCACCCGUGACAUGGUGCCCUUCUCCUUCCACGUCACCGAGCAGCAGCUGCAGAGCCUCCAGCUCAGCGCGGCCAAGGGGCAUCAGCAGCGCCAUGUGGUGAUGGGCCCGUUCGAGCUGGUCUCGGCGGUGAUCUGGCGGGCGCUGGCCGCGAUCCGAGGCCCCGAGGAGGAGGAGGCGACGCGCACGGUGACCGUCGUGAGGACUGAACCGGCGACGCCCACGCCGGGCGGCGGCGGCGGCCGCCCGGUGCUGGCCAACGAGCACCGCAUCGGCCACGUCGUCGUCGCAUCGACCGGCGGCUCGUCGUCGUCGCCAGCGACGGCCGACGUCUCCAAGUUGGCAGCGCUGCUGGCCGGCGCGCACCUCGACGAGGCCAGCGCGGUCGCUGCGGCGGCGUUCGCGGGAGCGGAGGACGCCGACGUGGUCGUGUACGGCGCCAACCUGACGCUCGUGGACGCCGAGGCGCUGGAGGUGUACGCCGGGCUGGAGCUCGCGGGGCGGCGCCCGGCGCACGUGGAGUACGCCGUGGACGGCGUCGGCGACGGCGGCGCGGCCGUCGUGCACCGCGACGGCGGCGGGCGCGGCCGCACCGUCGCGGCCGUCCUGCGCCGCGGCGAGGCCGACCGCCUCCGUGCUGCGCUCCGUGACGCGCUGCCCGUUGCUGCUUGA
Molecule: messenger RNA, 1440 nt
Organism: Miscanthus lutarioriparius
Lineage: Eukaryota; Viridiplantae; Streptophyta; Magnoliopsida; Poales; Poaceae
Source: the annotation of a GenBank genome assembly